AUGAUCUCAAACCCACCACCACCAACAAACCGCGAACACAUUCCCGCCGGUCAGAACGCCAACUCCAACAACAUGAAUAACUCCAACACCUCUGAGAACAUGAACAACGAAGACGAUAAUGACGACGCCCAAUCAGACAUCAGCAUCCCUUACUCCUCCCUCACCGAAAGCACCACCAGUUUGAGUACCAGCAGCUUUCUCACUCCCACCGUCUCAUCAUCAGAUGCCGAUACCGUUGAAGGAGGAGGCGAUCUUCAUACUAUCAACUCGGUCCUGCAACCCGAUGAACAGAUUGACGAGUCUCUAGCGCAAUGGAGAAGCUUGUAUCGCGAUCAGAUUGAGCGGCAAAUUAUCGAAAACCGAAACCGAGACAGAGACGAAAAUGGGACGACGACGACCGCCAGUAAUAUCUUGAGCUUGAGCGCUGGGAACUUGCGGUUACAUACCAGCCAGAUGGGCACGAGUACAAAUAUGACUGGGGAAGGAGGAGGAGAAGGAAGAGGAGGAGCUAGGCUUAACGGAAGCCUUCCAUCCCGAUCUCUCAGUCCCUCGACGACUAUCAGCACCCCCAGCGCUUCCCAGGCUCACGAAGCCGACGGUGACACCGACCACGAAUUCCCACCGUUAACCAUUCUUACCCCCGCGCCCACAGACAUAGCGAGUGUCACGCGAUCUUCGACGCCCACACCAGCGGCGUCAAAUUACGAAAGUGCUCCAUCAUCUCCCUCCGGCGGAACUCAAAAGUCAAGACCACCAUCCUCGCGCUACACCCGCCACGCCGCCCCCCUCCCAGGCCAAACGUUUAUCCUUCUCGAAGCCUCCACCGGCCGAGCGCUGACUUUGAUAGACGGGAACUUGCGGCUCGUUCACGUUCCGGAUCCGGAUUUGAUCAGUAUUACUGACAACUCCAAUUCCAAUUCCAACUCUAAUACCUCCUCUUCUGAUAUCAGCGUGCCUCCAUGUGUCGCAAAAGGCCAAUGUAACUGGCACUGGCACUGCGUCGAGACCGCUGGGUGGUUAGGGUUCCGCAACGCGGCUUCGGGAACCUUUUUGGGCCACGAUAUGUGGCAGAAUAUUAUUGCGAGGGUGUACAAGCAUAACGGGUGGGAGUGGAUUGCUGUGAGGCCGGCGCCUGGUGGGCCGGAAGGAAAGGGGUGGUAUUUGAUGGUGACGCAUUGGGAAAGGUUGUAUAAGAUCAAGUUCUUGGAGCAGCAGGGAGGCGCUCUUGUGGCGAUGGAUUCGGUGGACGGGACGGUUUGGGAGUUUGUUGGGGUUUGA
Messenger RNA from Sordaria macrospora k-hell, 1278 nucleotides. RefSeq lists its product as uncharacterized. Lineage: Eukaryota; Fungi; Ascomycota; Sordariomycetes; Sordariales; Sordariaceae. The record is from RefSeq and is a predicted model, not a curated record.